Messenger RNA from Paramacrobiotus metropolitanus, 1471 nucleotides. RefSeq lists its product as uncharacterized. The record is from RefSeq and is a predicted model, not a curated record. The transcript has 4 exons. The coding region runs from base 28 to 603 and encodes 191 amino acids. Lineage: Eukaryota; Metazoa; Tardigrada; Eutardigrada; Parachela; Macrobiotidae.
CGCCGUUAUGUUUAAGCUUGAGCUAAGAUGCAGAUUGCUGAAACUUCAUUUUUUACAAUUUUACAGCGUGCCGAGCUGACAGACAAGCAGUGUAAAAUUAUGGAAUCGGGAAUUUCGCGACGGCGCUCCAGUCGCCUGGCACAAAAGGCUAUCGGGAACCCAGAUGCAGCGGAAAGAGCGAUUGACGAUCGUGGGUCUCCGGAAUUUCCCGUACCAAAAGGAAACAUGACCGACCCGCGUCCAGCUGAGCGUCAACGCGUUCCGCGUAAGAUCACGCACCAUCAGCGCCAGAUGAUCUGCGACCUUUUCCAGCAGGGUUUCAGGGGGAAGGCCAUCGCCACAGGCGCUGGGGUCUCACAAUAUGAUCUACAGAGGGAGCUGGUGCUGCUCGGUAAAACACUAUCGCAGCGAGGUGGCAGCCGAAGCAGUUCUAGAGUUUCACAUGCACAGGAAGAGCUGAUCAUCCAGCUGUUUGACGAGAACAUGGACCUGGACAAGAUUGCUCGUCGCGUCGACCUGCACUCUCGGACGGUGUCUAAAGUACUGUAUCCAUCUUUCUACCCGCAACCGCACAUAUAUAAUAACCGCAGUUCCGCGGUAUAACCGCAAUUCCCAGCGCUUUUUUCUUCUUACCUUCACUCUAACCAGUUGCGAUUUGCAAGAAGAAAUAGGUAAGUACUCAGACUGUACUCUGUAUGUGUUAGUACUUUAGAAGACAGACCGACCGACCGAUGGCUGCCGAAAUACGCCUUGACCGGCAAGUUAGCAAACAGCGACAAGGUGAUCUGACAGUAUCUGUACUACGAGUAUGGAGAGUAUGAGCUUAGAUAUGCACCAAACAAAUUAUUUCAACUGAUCAAACAGCAAGAACAAAGAAAACCCAAUUACCGAGAAAUUUAAUUUAAAAUUAAUAGACCCCCAUUUAAAUUUUACAAUUUAUUUGAAUUUUACAAAAAUGGACACCUUUGGCAGCAAUGAUGGACAAACUAUUUUCAAUGAUGGACACUGUGUCCAUUAAUGGACACUAUUUCAGUCUUUGCAACGCCAUAUUCAGAGUGAGAACCCUAAUUCAGUUUUAUAACCAGCUACAACGUACGACUAAAAAUGUAGAGCUUUGUUGUGAGCGAAUUGUGCAAGCCGACGCUUCUUUGUUCGAACCCAGAUUUUACGCGUAGGAAGUAUGGCUGUUCCUCUUGGGAAGCGUUUGUGGAUACUUAGGCUAUGCCUACUGCUGUUGCGGUCCAAAAUUUAUACCAGAGUUUGUGUUUUUCGACGUUUACCGAACUGCGGACCUUUCGUGAUACGGAUUCUCGUACCCCACACCAGAGCUGGGUUAUUUUCUUCGUUGCUCCCAUAAGCGUACUUGAUAAUGUUUAGUAAUAUCGUUCAGAAGCUUGUAAAACGACACCAACUUUCAUGAUUGUCACUUUUUGAAAAAUUUUGUCGUGUGGAACAACACGGAGAAUGCGGU